Messenger RNA from Cynoglossus semilaevis (tongue sole), 1419 nucleotides. RefSeq names its product empty spiracles homeobox 1 (gene emx1). Lineage: Eukaryota; Metazoa; Chordata; Actinopteri; Pleuronectiformes; Cynoglossidae. The record is from RefSeq and is a predicted model, not a curated record. Bases 486 to 1223 code for a protein of 245 amino acids. The transcript is spliced from 3 exons. Gene Ontology annotation, biological process: central nervous system development; brain development; neuron differentiation. Gene Ontology annotation, molecular function: DNA-binding transcription factor activity, RNA polymerase II-specific; RNA polymerase II cis-regulatory region sequence-specific DNA binding. Gene Ontology annotation, cellular component: nucleus.
CUUUUAUUUUCGAAUGGAUGAAAGUGUGAAAACGCAAAGUGAAACCAAAGUUGUUUUAAUUUUUCAUGUGAAAAAUAAACGUGAUUCUACAUGUGAGGAAAAGCCGAGGGAAACGUCUCUCCUCUGCGCUGUUGGACUUGAACUGCUUUCGUCGUGUCACAGACUUGAUUGACAGCUGCUCUGCUCCAAUCGCAUCGUCCGUUUCCUCCCUGACUCCGCAAAGGAGGCUGGGAAAGCGCCGAGGAGUCGUUACUACGGUGCACUUAGUUUCCCAAGACUCAGAAGCUUCAGCUUGAUGGAGCUGAGAAGGUUUGGUCCGCAGCAGCAGAAACACCGACGGCAGUGACGUCAGCAGCGUCUCCUCUGGACUCAGAUCAAAGAUGAAGCUUCUCUGACAGGAUUUACUACUUGAACUACUUUUUUUCUCUCCACAAGAAGAAACUCCAACAUCACUUCUUCUCCUGCAGCUGCUCCUUGUCCCAGACAUGAUGUUCUCCUCUAACGGGAAACGCUGCUUCACCAUCGAGUCCCUGGUGGCUAAAGACAACCCUCUGACUGCUGAGGAACCCAUCCGUCCCACGGCCCUCACCUACGCCACUCCAAGCACCGACGUGUUAAUCAACGGGUACCAUAGUCCGGCGAACCGACCCCUCUACCAGAGCCCCGAGCUGGUUUUUCCCGAGGCCUUGACCCACCAUCACCACCACCAGAACCACCACCCGUCCUCCAUCAGCGUGUCUCCCCACCAGCAGCUCCAAAACCUGCAGAACCUCCAGAGUCCACACUUUUUCGGAACGCAGCCCACGCGGGACCCGCUCAGCUUUUACCCCUGGGUUCUGCGGAACCGGUUCUUCGGUCACCGAUUCCACGGGUCUGACGUGGCCCAGGACAGUCUCCUUCUCCACGGUCCAUUUGCACGGAAACCUAAACGCAUCAGAACGGCCUUCUCUCCGUCUCAGCUGCUGCGCCUGGAGAGAGCCUUUGAGAAGAACCACUACGUGGUGGGAGCGGAGAGGAAACAGCUGGCCAACAGUCUGAGCUUGUCUGAGACACAGGUGAAGGUCUGGUUCCAGAACAGGAGAACCAAAUACAAGCGCCAGAAGCUGGAGGAAGAAGGUCCAGAGAGUCAGCAGAAGAAGAAGGGAAACCACCACAUCAACAGGUGGCGCAUCGCCACCAAACAGAGCAGCAACGAGGACGUGGACGUCACCUCCGAAGACUGAGAUUAGACGUCCCAGAGAACCCAGACCAGACUGACCAAGAUCAGAAAAUAUAGACCGACACCAGAACCACUAAGACCAGAUCAUCUGAGAUCACAGAGAGGACUGAGACCAGACUGAUCCAGACCCCGAACAACAUGGAGAGCAGAACAAAUGCAGCCUUGACGAGGACUAAGACAACACCGACAAAGACCAGUGA